AUGGCUGCUAAGUCUGAUCCCGCAGUGACGCGUGUCACUGUCAUACUUAACACACCUGACGACUGGUUUACCUGGUUGUUCAUUCGCCAAGACGUUGCCAACCGCUACAGUCUCUGGCAGUACAUUAAUCCUGACACGACCGAGAGUCUUACUGAUGGGAAUGUGAUCAAUGGGAGCGCCGCCGCUCUGAACAUCAGCAAGACAAUUGCUGUACGCCACAUCCACCUAAUCAAGGAUCACGAGACACCCUACAACCAACUGGUCGCUCUUAAGAAGUUCCUUUGUCCAACUGACGCAACUCGCCGCUGCGAGCUUGCUGACAAGUACAACACUCUCAAGACUGCUCCACGAGCUGCAAAGAAGGUCGAGCAAUGGCUCACUGACUGGGUAUACAUCACAGCCCAAGGCAAAUCAAUCACGCUGCCGGAAACUGACGGCAACUGA
Messenger RNA from Didymella exigua CBS 183.55, 444 nucleotides. RefSeq lists its product as uncharacterized. NCBI's taxonomy places the organism in Eukaryota, Fungi, Ascomycota, Dothideomycetes, Pleosporales, Didymellaceae. The transcript has 3 exons. The record is from RefSeq and is a predicted model, not a curated record. Bases 1 to 444 code for a protein of 147 amino acids.